GCCGCCCCCAAACGCCGUCUUCCCCCAUGGCGGCAGCGGCCGCGGGGGCGGGCGGAGGCGGUUCGGCGGCGCUGGGCGACAGCGGGGCCAUCGACUACUCGGUGCACGAGGCCUGGAACGAAGCCACCAACGUGUACCUGCUGGUGGUGCUAGCCAGCCUCGCCCUGCUCGUCUAUGCGCGGCGGAACAAGAGGAGGAUCCUGCGCAUCUUCACUCUGCCCCCUGCAGCCGAGACGCCGCCCGAGCCCAACUUCUACAACAGCAUGAAGAAGAUCCGCCUGCGGCAGCAGCUGGAAAUGUACUCCAUCGCAAGGAAGUAUGAGCAGCAGCAGCAGCCACCGAAACAGACUGAAAGCGUACAGCUGUCAGUGGAGUAAAGCCUACAGCUGUAGGAACUCGGGACAUAUUUCCAGAGCUGACGAUGCUAGUUGGUGUGGCGCUAUUUUCACUGCCUCUUAAUCAAUGCAAGGGGGAAAAGAAAGGGGUAGAGUACUCAAAGCUCUGCUCUUGGUAGCUUUUCUCUGAGCCUCAUGAAGUGAACAGAAUGCCUUCUGAACAAGAGUACCCGGCGCAGGACAGAGCUGCUCAGAGAAACCUCUGAGGUCAGAGAGGUGCAGUCUUGUGUUUUAAAUGAUUUCUCACUGUCAGCACCUUGGAAAUCGGCUCCACCAACGGUACUGUAUAGGAAGUAAGGCAGUUCCGGACUGCCAGGAAUCUGCCUGGUUCCUCAGUCAAGCGGGGCUGAAAUUCCUUAAUGUGUUCAGUAAAUGUGGGUGAGGAUGCUGGCCUCAGUGCCCAGUGUGGGCGGGCAGGUCCGAGAGCCAUGGCCACAGCACUGGCUGUAGUGCAGGAACAUUGUGGUCUUCGUGUCAGUUUGUACGCAUUAUUGUGAACCUUUCCUGGAGAAAUUCUGAAGUACACAGGGAGCUGGGGGUCUAGGUAACGCUUGUAACAAGUACUGUAAUGCUGUAGCAACAGGAGUUAGCUACAUUUGUCCAAUUGGUUUUAGAACAGAUUGUAAAUAUUUGUGUAAACAGAACCGGUACCAAAAAGUAUGGUUUGCCCUGAAGAGACAUCCCACCCUAACUUUUUUUUUUUUAAUUCCCCACUGUAGAUCAUUAAAUUGGUUAAUUUAAAGAAUACUUCAGAAAUGACUUUCUAAUUAAAGCAUCUAACCAUGAAAACUA
Messenger RNA from Numida meleagris (helmeted guineafowl), 1187 nucleotides. RefSeq names its product small integral membrane protein 19 (gene SMIM19). Lineage: Eukaryota; Metazoa; Chordata; Aves; Galliformes; Numididae. The record is from RefSeq and is a predicted model, not a curated record. The transcript has 3 exons. Bases 27 to 377 code for a protein of 116 amino acids.